AUGGAUAAAAGUCGAAAUAGUAAUUUCGAUAAAUCCCGUAGAUACAGAAACGGCAGGGGAAACCACAGCCGGGGAAAAGAGAAACCAACAAACGCCCCGAAACAGCCGAAAAACAAUCGCAACUUCUCAGCCGAACUAAGGCAGAUAAUAUUAGAUGUCUUCUACAACUCUAAGCUGCCGCGCGAGUUCGAAGUAUCGAAGGAGCAGGCAGUGGAACUUCUGGACUUUAAACCCUCGUACCACUUCAAUUGCUACCUAAACUGCUGUAUUUGCUACGAAAACACACUCAUCUGCGCAAUUGGAACGUGCGAUCACAUGACGUGCCUACUAUGCUCGCUGAAGCUAACAUACUUCUACAACAAUGAGGGAAACAAGGGAAUAUACGAGUGUCCGUACUGCAAACAGCCGAACGAACACAUAUACUUCUGCGUUAACCCGUUCUACGUGCACCUGGCACUGAACAAGAGCUUCUACUCGAGCAAGGAGACGCCAGCACUGACGAAAGGAGAGCUGGUGGAGUUCAUCAAGAUACUCACGCACUCAAACGAAAGCACGAAGGAGACGGAGGAAAUACUCGCAUCAGCAACAAUCAACAUAAUGCAGCUAUAUAAAAUCUUUCUCAAAAACAGCUCGAAAGUGGCAAACAUGUUCACAAUUAACGGGCUUAUAACCUCAGUAUCGAACCUGAGUGUGUGUGAAAACAGAAGCGGAGCGCAGACAAUAUUCGAAAAAACAGCGGAGUCAGUCUCGUUCUUCGACGAGUUCCUAAUCGUGAGUAACACGAACCUGAUCUUCGAGUCGGCGAGCAUAUACUACCUCUACAAGCUGAUCACGUCGCCGCUAUGCUGGUUCGCAGAGUGCAAGGAGCGCUGGUACGUGAGCAACGUGACCAAGGAAAACCUGAGCGAGGCAAUGAAGACGGUGGCGAAGUUCAAGUUCAGCUCAUACAAGUUCCUGAACAGACACAUCAAGAGCUCGCACGCAAUGGUCUUCUGCGACAUCUGCCUGAGCUACUUCACGAACAAAAAGUUCCUCUGCGAGUUCGUGUUGUACGAGCUCACGAAGAUAGGAGAGCACGUCAAAAACGGAGACCAGGACUGCCACCCGCCGAUAAGCGCACACGUGCUGUGUCCGGCGUGUAAGACAUACCACUGGGACAUGGCGACCUUUAAGCAGCACGGCAAGGACGAACACUUCAUCUGCGAGCUCUGCGACUGCAACGACGACUCGUACAACGUAUUCUCGGACUACGCCUCGCUCUUCAGCCACUUCAAGACGUACCACUACCCGUGCGAGGAGCCGGAGUGCAUGUUCGUGGUAUUCGCAGACGAGCUGCAGCUGCAGCUGCACUACCUGUACAAGCACCCGGGCGUGACGAACACGAAGUGCAGCAAAAAGCCAGUGCAGGUGACGACGAAGUCAGCAAGAGAGCAGAAGAGCACGAAGUCGACGUCGAUGUACUCGGCGUUCGAAGACCAGUCGGGCUACGACGCGUUCUGGGACGGCUCAAUCAACAUAGUGGACCCCGCGGAGAGGAAGGAGGAGGUGUCGGAAAUCGUGGAAAACCCACUGGAGACGCUGAAGGACUCGUCGCUGGGAGGUUACUUCUUCCCGCUGGAGCCGUCGAUCAUGUCGGCGGAAGAGAACAAGGAGAAGCUGGAAAAGUUCCUGAACGGGCUUAGAGGAAGUAAAGAUCUGCCAGUGGCGUCGGACUACAUCAACAACUUCGACGUGACGAGAGCGACGCACGUGUUCAGCGACCUGGAGGCAAUGAUGGAGUACUUCAAGAGGCACGACGUGAGAGUCUUCGACGUCUCGGAGUACCUGAACGAAGUGCUGGCGAAGCUGUACGUGUGCCUGAUCACGUCGUUCACGACGCAAUACAACCAGGUGGUCUCGAGCUGCACGACGGAGGAGUGCGACGGAAGCGCGCUCUUCAACCUGGUCAAGGGAUACCUGACGAAGUUCCUCUUCCUCUUCUACAACCUGCACAUCAAUAAGCCGAGGUUCGACGCGGAGAGGUUCUGCAUUAAGCUGGACCUGCUUAAGCUGCGAGAACAGAACCCGGAGGUUAAGCUGGGCCCGAACACGCUGCUCUUCUUCAUCUGCGCGCUCAACUUCGCGAACAUCUCGAACAGGAUCAUAGUGAAGGCGGCGCUGAACGACCUGAUAGGAGACAUGAAGCUGCUCUACAAGGACGUGAAGGAGCCGCUGUCGCUCUCAGAGGCGUUCAACCUGACGAGCAAGAAGAACGCGAACUCGGCGCUGACGAUCAACGGAGACAACGUGUCCUCGACGGCGCUGAACCCGAACACGAACAUAGUGGAGCACAUCCCGAAGAAAAACAGGAACCAGAACAUAGUGAAGAUACCGCGCAAGGACUACAUCGUGUCGCUGAAGGGGAAGAAGGUGGUGAAGGCGAAGCCGGCGACGCCAGUGCUGAAGCCACAGGAGCCGACGGCGCGAGUGGAGGAGGCGGCGCCAGUAGAGGCGGACAACCCGACGCCAGUGAACAUCCCCUACGGGCACGUGCAGCUGGAGGACGUGGGCGUCGACAGCGAGACGCUCUUCAUGAACCACGUGACCACGGGCAACUUCUACGGACUCAUGUACGACAUCAUCGGAACCAUACUCGUGGCGAACCUGAAGAGGUUCAAGGCGAAGUCGUUCGAGUACUCGCUGCGAGAGACCACGAAGCUGAAGAUACUCAACAUCGCACUAUCGCAAAAACGCUCCUUCACGAACCUCGGCGAGUUCGUGAGCAUGAAGAAGCUCGAGUCGCUGCAGUCGCUCGAGCCCGAGUUCCACAGGCUCGUCAAGGAGUACAGGAACAGCGACCUGCAGACGGUGGCGACAGUCUGGACGCGCAAGUGCAUCAACGUGCUCAGGAACACGCAGGUCGAGCACCUGGAGAUCCUGCACUUCUACCUCAAGGGGAACACGGAGACGAGCAUCGAGCUCUGCAACGACACGGAGUUCCCGAGCCUCUCGAACAACGCGAACGCCGCGGAGCUGAGCACGCCCAGGAACUACGCGGGCGCGGUGGGCCUGCGCGACACGCCCAAGUACCUGAGCGAGCGCGAGUUCCCGACGCUGACGCAGACGGCCAAGUUCAAGAAGAAGCCCAACUACUCAAGGUAA
This is a messenger RNA of Theileria orientalis strain Shintoku, 3141 nucleotides long. RefSeq lists its product as uncharacterized. The record is from RefSeq and is a predicted model, not a curated record. Gene Ontology annotation, biological process: protein ubiquitination; rescue of stalled cytosolic ribosome. Gene Ontology annotation, molecular function: ubiquitin protein ligase activity; ribosome binding. The transcript has a single exon. Lineage: Eukaryota; Apicomplexa; Aconoidasida; Piroplasmida; Theileriidae. The coding region runs from base 1 to 3141 and encodes 1046 amino acids.